GUGAAAGAGUUCUCGUGAUCUUUGUUAACAUUUAUGGAUAAGGAUCCCUAAUUCGUCUGUAGUAAAACGAUCACGAUUACCUGGAAACGAGUGGUCAUGGAGACUAGAGACGUGCCGUGAGCGAGAGUUCAUGGGAAACAAUCAAAGAAGAUGAGGAGGAGUUACAUAAAUUAUAAAAUAGCUGCAAGCAAACACAGAAUCACUCAAGAGUAAGCUGCGAUUGCACCCGCAGCACCUUUUUUUAAGUUUCAGACACACAAAACAUCUAAGCCGUAAUGCUAUGAAUGCAGAUCUAUGCUUUUUUUCAUCUUGCCAGGAACUUACAGCUAUGAAUGCAGAUCUAUGCUUUGCUUCUUUUCAUCUUGCCAGGAACUUACAGCUAUGAAUGCAGAUCUGUGCUUUCUUUCAUCUUGCCAGGAACUUACUUUCCACUUUUCUGCACUGAAUCGACGUCUGCAGCUCUGGUUUCUACUUGUUAUAGACUCCCAAUCUCAAGAAGAAAUAUGUCGUCUCCCCCAACCAGUGUAUUGAAGGGACAGACAGCACUACCUUCAGAUAAAGUUCAACAGAUUGGGCUACUUAAUGCAGUUAAUGAUAAAUAUGGAGGAGUUGUGGUGGAUAUGAAGGAACCCAUGGACUCUCACAUCUAUGUUCCUUUGCUUAGAGCUUCGAUAUCCCAAUGGAGGCAACAGGGGAAGAAGGGUGUUUGGAUCAAAUUGCCUAUUCAACAAGCUAACCUUGUUGAACCUACAGUUAAGGAGGGUUUUAGGUACCACCAUGCUGAAUCAAAUUACUUGAUGCUGGUCUAUUGGAUUCCUGACAGUCCUGAUACUCUUCCUGCAAAUGCUUCACAUAUAGUUGGCAUUGGUGCCUUUGUUAUGAACAAUAAGAGAGAGGUGCUGGUAGUUAAGGAGAAACAUGGAUACUUCAAAGGUAAAGAUGCAUGGAAGUUUCCUACAGGCGUUGUUAAUCAGGGUGAGGAUAUUUGUGCGGCUGCAAUUCGAGAAGUAAAAGAAGAGACAGGAAUUGACACAGAAUUUAUGGAAAUUUUAGCAUUCAGCCAAACCCACCAGCAAUUCCUUGGAAAAUCAGAUUUAUUUUUUGUUUGCAUGUUACAACCACUCUCCUUUGACAUCACAAAACAAGAUUCAGAGAUUAAGGCAGCCCAGUGGAUUCCAAUCGAUGAGUAUGUGAACCAAACUUACAACCGGGAACACAAGCCAUUCGAAUAUAUUGCCAAGAUAUGCUUAACUAAGUCACAGAGUAGCUAUGGUGGAUUUUCAGCAGUGCAUACACUAACAUCAUCUGGCAAACUGCCCUAUUUGUACUUCAAUGGGCAAGAUUUCAAACCGUGAUAGCAUUCUUCGUAGAAUAUGUAGUCGUGUUUGAGAAAUUAAUUAGUUAGUAUAUGAGCUAAAAUAUUCUCACUGGACUUGGUCGUGUUUAUUAGAUUAAAGAAAUAAAUAGAGUAUAUGGGUCUUUCACUUAAGCACCAAACACAGUUCAUGCAGACUCAUUGCUAUCUGCCUUCAACUGUUCAUAUGAACACUGUGCUUUUAUUUUUUUGUUCGUUGAACUUUUAAUUUUUGCAAUUUCAACCUCCAAAAUUAUAAUA
This is a messenger RNA of Populus nigra (black poplar), 1615 nucleotides long. Its product is annotated as nudix hydrolase 7-like. Lineage: Eukaryota; Viridiplantae; Streptophyta; Magnoliopsida; Malpighiales; Salicaceae. The record is from RefSeq and is a predicted model, not a curated record. The transcript has 9 exons. The coding region runs from base 333 to 1355 and encodes 340 amino acids. Gene Ontology annotation, molecular function: NADH pyrophosphatase activity; ADP-ribose diphosphatase activity; NAD binding.